GCGGCCGGAAGUGUCCGUGUUGCCGUGGCGACGGGGCCCGGCCAUGGCGGUGCCGAGCUGGCUGGAGAGGCUGCGGGCUGCCAGCAAGACAGCGCUGGUGCAGGACGGGAAGCGGAAGAUCCACUACCUGUUCGAGGAUGGGAAGGAGAUGGCGGAAGAGUACGAUAUGAAGACGAGUCAGUUAGUGAGUAGAAAAUGGCGAGAGAAGAACACACUCGGGGGCUCCGGCAAGUGGCAGGUUGAAGUAGGAGAGCCAGCCUCACCGCUCCUGGGAGCACUGGAAUCAGAACUCAUAAAGGAAAGCAGCUCCAAUCCUGUCUUCGUGAGGAAGGAUACCCUGAGCAGCUUCCAGUGGCGGAUCCGUAACCUGCCCUACCCCAAGGAGGUCUACAGCGUCUCCAUGGAGCAGGAACAGCGCUGCUGUGUUGUCCGGACCACCAACAAGAAGUCAGUAAGGACAGCACUGCCAGUGCUGACAGACCCUUGGGGUACUACAAGAAGUUCUCUAUUCCUGACCUGGACCGAUACCAGCUGCCCUUGGAUGCAGCUGCCCUGAGCUUUACCCAUGCCAACAACACCCUGAUCAUCACGUACCAGAAACCAAAGGAGAUCCUGGCUGCAGAAGAGCAGCUGCAGAAGGAGCUGAAGAAGAUAAAGGCAGCUAACAAUGGGGAUGGUGACUGCAAGACCCAGUAGGCAGUGGCUGCUAAGAGGCAGAGGUGGUGGGGCAGCGCUCUGGUACAGUUCAUGGUAUUUAUUUUGCCUUUUCUAAUAAAAGUUAGUCAUGUUGUUAA
Molecule: messenger RNA, 794 nt
Organism: Falco peregrinus (peregrine falcon)
Lineage: Eukaryota; Metazoa; Chordata; Aves; Falconiformes; Falconidae
Gene: DPCD
Product: deleted in primary ciliary dyskinesia homolog (mouse)
Exons: 6
Coding region: 44-556 (170 amino acids)
Source: RefSeq, a predicted model, not a curated record